This is a messenger RNA of Uncinocarpus reesii 1704, 585 nucleotides long. RefSeq lists its product as uncharacterized. The transcript is spliced from 3 exons. Bases 1 to 585 code for a protein of 194 amino acids. Lineage: Eukaryota; Fungi; Ascomycota; Eurotiomycetes; Onygenales; Onygenaceae. The record is from RefSeq and is a predicted model, not a curated record.
AUGGGUCCCGCGGAGUCGUCUUCCCCUCUUCCCCGCGUCUCAAUCCAGGCAGUCCGCGACACUCUGCCCGCUGGCGAACCGUGUGAGCUGGAAGUGACUGUCCACAACGACGAUGCAGAGUCCACAAUGACGAUCCUAGGCUGGAAUAAUCCGCUCGAUAGCAUGGCCGUUAUUCUUGGCGUUUUCGAAAUCCAUGAUAAAGAGACGGGUAACUUGGUUGAGAUGGAUCGUAUACAGGUGUCCAGAAUGCUUCCUCCUCCGCCCGAGCAGUUGGUCGAGAUCGCACCGAGAGCAUCAGAGAAACUGCAUGUGGUGCUGACAGGAGUCAGCCUGUCUCCGGGUCGCAUGUAUUCAAUUCGUGCAAAGGGAUGGUGGCAGUCCAUUUGGCACUUGUCCAAAGACGAGGUGAUUGAAAAGUAUCUCAAAGACCAGUCUGGGGCAGUUUCGGGGGACUUCUUGUCCAACUCUGUGGAAGUUAAACAGAGAUGCUCAUGCCUCCAGCCUAACGUGGCGGUUUGCUCUACCAUCUUCCUUGAGACUGUUACGGGAAAUGCAAGAUUACCAUGGACCCGGUCGCGGCAAUAA